This is a messenger RNA of Rattus norvegicus (Norway rat), 672 nucleotides long. It is a transcript of the gene Mrpl57, whose product is annotated as mitochondrial ribosomal protein L57. The coding region runs from base 65 to 373 and encodes 102 amino acids. Lineage: Eukaryota; Metazoa; Chordata; Mammalia; Rodentia; Muridae. The transcript has 2 exons. The record is from RefSeq and is marked provisional. Gene Ontology annotation, cellular component: mitochondrial ribosome.
GGGUCAGUGUACGCGGAACUCUAAGGGAACCUCUCCGUGGUCAGUUCGUACGCGAGGACGCACCAUGUUCCUCACCGCUGUCCUCCUUCGCGGCCGCAUUCCGGGCAGGCAGUGGAUCGGGAAGCACCGGCGGCCGCGGACUGUGUCUUUCCAAGCGAAGGAGAAUAUGAUCCGUCGCCUGGAGGUGGAGGCCGAGAACCACUACUGGCUGAGCAUGCCCUACAUGACAGCGGAGCAGGAGUACGGCCACGCCGCAGAGCGAAGGGCCCAGGCUUUUGAGGCCAUCAAGGCAGCAGCCACCUCCAAGUUCCCUAAGCAUAGAUACAUUGCAGACCAGCUAGACCAUCUCAACAUCUCGAAGAAAUGGUCCUAACCCAGAAUCGACACCCUUCAAGAUCACGGAUAAUAGACUGCUCUGUCCUUACUUGGUCCUGGAGCUGAGAAAAUGUAAUUUAUGUACCAGUGUGACCCCAUCGACCAGUAUCUUAUUAAAGCAAACCUGAUUAAUAGUUGUCUCAUAUGGAAUACUUGGUACCCUACCUAGGCGUUUGUUUCAUGCCUGUAAUCCCAACAUUAGGGGCUGGGGAUUUAGCUCAGUGGUAGAGCGCUUACCUAGGAAGCGCAAGGCCCUGGGUUCGGUCCCCAGCUCCGAAAAAAAGAACCAAAAAAAAA